Rubroshorea leprosula is the source of this 2734-nucleotide messenger RNA. The record is from the annotation of a GenBank genome assembly. Lineage: Eukaryota; Viridiplantae; Streptophyta; Magnoliopsida; Malvales; Dipterocarpaceae.
ACCAUAUAUUUUCUCCACACAGAAAUCUCCACAAACCCCACAGAACUGAAGAAUGAGAGUUUCAAACUGCGUCCUCUUGUUCUUCACUUCCCUGCUUAUCUUCUUCCCAACAAUCUCCUUCUCCAUAAAUACCUUGACUGCAACUAAUUCUGUCACUAAUGACCAAACCCUCAUCUCCUCCGGCGAUAUUUUCGAGUUGGGAUUCUUCAGUUCCAGAAGUUCAGACAAAUGGUAUGUCGGGAUUUGGUACAAGAACAUUCCUGAGAGAACCUACGUGUGGGUUGCCAACAGGGACAACCCACUUUCUAACUCCUUCGGAGUUUUCAAGGUUGCAGAUCAGAACAUUGUUCUUCUGGACCAAAAUCAGAAACUGGUCUGGUCAUCGAACAUAACGAAAGGUAGUAACACUGCUGCGAUGCUGUUGGAUUCUGGAAACUUGGUCCUAAGAGAAGCAGAGGAUCCCAACAACUAUCUUUGGCAAAGUUUUGAUUUUCCGACGGAUACCCUGUUGCCGGAUAUGAAGCUGGGUUGGGAUCUGAACAGAGAUUUUGACAGGUACUUAACGUCAUGGAGAAGCCCAGCAGAUCCAUCUUCAGGGGAUUUCUCGUUCAAGCUUGAUUACCGUGGAUUUCCGGAAAUUUUCCUUUGGGACAAUAAAAAGAUAGAAUACAGAAGUGGGCCCUGGAACGGCGUGAGGUUCAGCGGCACUCCGGAGAUGAAACCUCUGGAUUAUAUCCAGUUCAAAUUUGUCACCAGUCAAGACGAGGUGACUUACUCAUUCUCCGUCACGACCAAUAAUCUGUUCUCCAGGCUGAUCGUAAAUCCCAACGGGGUUCUUCAGAGAUUAACCUGGAUUCCGGACUCCAAACAAUGGAACCCAUUCUGGUACGCACCGAAGGACCAGUGCGACAAUUACAGAGAGUGCGGUCCGUACGGUAUCUGCGACACGAAUGCAUCCCCUGUUUGCAAGUGUCCGAAAGGGUUCGAGCCGAGGAACCUGCAGGCGUGGAAUUUGAGAGAUGCGUCAGAUGGGUGUAUGAGGAAGACGAAUUUGGAGUGCAUGGGAGACAAAUUCUUGCACCUGAGAAAUGUGAAGCUGCCGGAAACCACCUCGGCGUUUGUGGACCAGCAUAUAAGUCUUAAGGACUGCGGAGAUCUGUGCCUGAGGAAUUGUUCUUGCACUGCUUAUGCUAACGCCGAUAUCAGAAAAGGUGGCACGGGGUGUGUCAUCUGGUUCGGUGAACUUCUGGACAUCAGAGAGUACCCUUCCGGCGGUCAGAAUCUGUCUGUUCGACUGGCUGCUUCUGACCUCGUAAUGGAUGGAGAGAAUCAGGAGGAAGAUGAAGAGCAGAACCCAACUAAAAUGGAGAGAAGUAAAAAAUACAAAACAUCGGAAAACUUUGAUCCAGAUGCUAGAAGGGAUAGUCCUAGGGACACUUCGCUGGAAACUCCGUUGAGAAGCAUUGCAAACAGAGGAGAACCACAGGAGCUACCUUUGUUUGAUUUUGAUAGCAUAGUAGUUGCUACCAACAACUUCAGGAUGGCUAAUAAACUUGGGCAAGGGGGAUAUGGGCCAGUUUAUAAGGGAAAGCUACACGAUGGAACAGAUGUAGCAGUCAAGAGACUCUCUAGUAGCUCAGGGCAAGGCAUAGAAGAGUUCAAGAAUGAAGUCAGGUUGAUUUCCAAACUACAACACAGAAAUCUUGUCAGGCUAAUUGGUUGCUGUGUUGAAAGAGAAGAAAGACUACUAAUUUAUGAAUUUCUGGUCAACAAAAGCUUGGACAAUUUUUUGUUUGAUCCAAGUCCAACAAAAAGAGCAGAACUAUCUUGGGCAGAACGUUUCAACAUCGUCCAUGGGAUUGCUCGUGGGCUUCUUUAUCUCCAUCGUGAUUCUUCUUUAAGGGUUAUACACCGUGAUUUGAAGGUCAGCAACAUUCUCUUAGAUGAAAAAAUGAACCCAAAAAUUUCAGAUUUUGGAUUGGCAAGGAUCUUUGAAGGGACACAAUAUUUGGCAAAGACUCACAAGGUGGUUGGAACACUUGGCUAUAUGUCUCCUGAGUAUGGAUUGGCUGGAAUAUUUUCUGAGAAAUCAGAUGUCUUCAGCUUUGGAGUUCUGCUAUUGGAGAUUGUUAGUGGCAAGAAGGUUACCAGGUUCCUCUAUAACGAUGAAUAUCUAAGCCUUCUUGCCCAUGCAUGGCAACUAUGGAAUAAAGGCAAGGAGCUAGACUUAAUUGAUGAAGCACUGGCUGAUUCAUUUUCCUCGACUGAAGUAAAGAGGUGCAUACAGGUUGCUCUUCUUUGUGUUCAGGACCGUGCGGAAAAUAGGCCAACCAUGGCAGCAGUGAUUUCCAUGCUAAGCAGUGAAACAGAGCUUUUGCAACCAAAGGAACCUACUUUUACAUUCCAUAGUCCAUCAAAAUUUGAUCAACCUAAUGACAACACUCCAAGCUCCGUCUGUGAGAUUACUAUGUCACUUGCUGGAGGCCGAUAAUUUCUGAUUAGUGAAACCCCACUUUUUUACUACUACUAUUAUUAUUGUCAUUGAGAUUCAUUUGUUAGAUUGAAAUUAUAAAAUUUUUUUAAAAAAAAAGGAAGAAAAGAAGAAAGUGAUUCUACAAAAAUAUAUAAAUUUGAAAAUGUUGAAACAGCCUGUUGUUGGCAUCAAUUAUCAUCAUUUAUUUGAUUGUUAUUGGAUUCUCUGGUCUUUUAACCUGUAUAAAUUGAUUGUUAAAUU